AUGAAAGCUGCGCUCAUAGCUCGCGGCAGUACUUGUCAAUGGACAGACGAACUACCGACAGUACUGCUGGGUUUACGCACAGCUAUAAGAGAAGAUAACAACUUGAGUCCAGCUAUGAUGACCUACGGCACUACACUGCGCAUGCCCUCCGAUUUCUUCGUGCCUACACGGACGGGUAUUGAAGACGCUGACUACGUGAAACGCCUGACAGAAACUAUGGCUAUACUCACACCGACUAAACGAUCCCCCGCAAAUCGAGCAACAUUUAUUUACAAGGAUUUGUCUACGUGUACUCAUGUAUUCAUACGGAACGAUACAGUUCGAGCACCACUCACUCCGCCGUAUGAAGGCGGCCCUUAUGAAGUACUGAAGCGCUACGACAAGUACUACCAAAUACAGUUACCACUUCGGACUACAGUAGUAUCAAUUGACAGACUCAAGCCUGCAUACAUAUUAAACGAAGAGGUUGAAGGUAUGGCAAGCACAGCAGUAGCAUCUACACCUACACCUACGAGUGAUACGUCGUCAGUUCCUGCUACAGACUACAACACGGACAAGGCACGUCCCUACACUACAAGAAGUGGACGCGUCGUCAAGAAAAAUGUUCGCUUCGCUUGA
Molecule: messenger RNA, 618 nt
Organism: Colias croceus (clouded yellow)
Lineage: Eukaryota; Metazoa; Arthropoda; Insecta; Lepidoptera; Pieridae
Exons: 1
Coding region: 1-618 (205 amino acids)
Source: RefSeq, a predicted model, not a curated record